This is a messenger RNA of Dentiscutata heterogama, 3489 nucleotides long. The record is from the annotation of a GenBank genome assembly. Lineage: Eukaryota; Fungi; Glomeromycota; Glomeromycetes; Diversisporales; Gigasporaceae.
AUGAGUACAAACGGAUUUUCUCGCGAACCUUUCGAAGAGAGUGGGCUUUCCCUUUAUGAGGCGAUUAUUGAUCAAGGCGACACUUUGGACAGGGUCGCCUCAGAUUGGGUAAACAUGUAUAAAGAAGAAACCGAUAAUCAUACCAACUCACUAUUGUCGUUGAUUAAUUUUAUCAUUCGGUCUUGUGGAUGUUCUGAAAUUAUAGCGAGGGAGGGCUUUGAAGAUGAUGAUGCCAUACCUCAAGUCCUGGAAGAGUUACAAGAUGCUUUCAAAAAAGAACUUGUGGCUGAUUAUCCAUUAAUUUCAAAAUCCAGAGAAUUCAGAAAAUUUAAAAAGAAUUUUUUAACGUUUUUUAGACAGCUUAUAGACCAUGUAAAACAUGAUGUAUUAUAUGACGGUGUAUUUUUUGAAACCAUUCAAAUAUGGGUAGUUCCUAUGUCAAGACAUACAGCAACUAUCAUUGCUCUUCAUCUUUUUAGCUGUCUUUGUGAACUUGCUCAAGAAGUUCAUAAUUCGUGGACCAUUGCAUCUCGUCAGUUGAGUGUUGAGAAAAGAACCAAGUCACCUCGAAAUUCUAAAAAUAUGGACAGAAUUAAUGAGUUACAGUCAAAAACUCAGGAUUUGGAUAAAAAAAAAAGACAAUUAGAUGUGUAUUUUGAGGAUCUUUUCGACAGUGUAUUUGUUCACCGUUAUCGAGAUGUUGAAGCAAUAAUUCGAGCAGAAUGUAUAAAAGAGUUAGGCAUAUGGGUCUCUAAGUAUCCUAGUCGAUUUCUGGAUGAUACAAAUAUAAGAUAUUUAGGCUGGCAGUUGUCUGAUAAGUCCCCAAUAGUGCGGUCAGAGUCACUAAAAGUCUUAGAACUACUUUAUAUUAAUGAAAAAUUUGUAAACGGUUUGCGGAAUUUUACUUCACGGUUCAAACCUAGAUUGUUAGAAAUGGCUCUAAGGGAAAUAGAUAUGAACGUUCGCAUAGCCAGCAUUCAAAUGCUCACUAUAAUUCAUAAAGUUAAAAUGCUGGAUACUGAAGAUUGUGAUCAGUUGUCACUUCUCAUAUAUUGUGAUAUAACAAGAAUAAGAAAAGCAAUCGCACCUUUCGUGAAAGAGACUCUCGAGGUCGAUUUUAUACGGGAAAAAAUGUUAAAAGUUCAAACUUUCUUAGCAACUAAUGGUGGUACUAAACGAAAACGUGUAAAUGGUAGUGGUAAUGCGAUGUAUACUGCAAAAAAAGAAUGGGUUGAGUUCAAAUGUUUGGCGGAAUUUUUGGUUAAGUACGCCAAAAAUAGUAGAAUAAGUUUGGCCAUUCAAGAUCUUUGGACAGAACUGGAUCUUUUACACCAAUGGCAAAAAUUAGCAGACUAUCUUUCUAAAGAUCAUUCUUUAAUAAACCAAAGUCGAACACCCAAGGGUGGUGGUAUUAGCGCUGAUACUAUUGAAGAGUGUUAUCGUCUAAGCGAACAGGAAGAAUCCGUGUUAAUACAAGUUUUUGUCAAAUGUUUGCAAUUGAUUCUUUCAGACAAUGCAUAUAAAGACAAAAAAAAGGUGGAAAAUCAUAUCGAUGAAACGCGUGACGAAAUUUCAAGGAAUAUGGUGACAAUUUUACCAAAACUUUUGACAAAAUAUGCACCUGAUGCGGGUCGAAUAGCUGAGGUGCUACGGAUACCUUUAUUGAUGAAUAUGGACGUAUAUUCCGAUCUGCGAAUUCACAAGGCCUAUGAGGUACUUGUUGACGAUAUAGUGAAACUUUAUCUCAAACACACACAUCCAGUUGUUCUUUCUCAUGCUGCCGCAACAUUUCAACAUAUGAAACAAUAUAAAAAUUUCGCAUCAAUGACAGAGACAAGACUUGGUGAAUUACAGGAAGAAGUAAUCAAGACAUUCCUUGGUGAAUGUGAAAAUAAGACUAAGGAGAUAUCGACGAUGGAUCUUACUAGCGAUCAAAUCCAUUCACUUUGUGUAGCGCUGAGUCGCUUAGAGCAAUUAAUUACAGUUGUGAAUUUUGUUGAUGCUGUAGAAAUAUGCGAUGAGAAUAACCAGAACGUUUAUAAUUGCAUUAUACGGUUAGUCAGAAGAGGAUUGCUGGGAAAUGUAGAAGAAGAAAAGAUCGUGUUAUCGACAAUUAAUUUUCUUUGGUACUAUAUCUUAUGGAAAGUCGCAAACAUUUCUCCAAGCGAAGCAGUUGUAGAAGAUAUAUCCCUCGAUGUAUUAAACGAUCUAAUCGGCAAAAGAGAUCAAAUUCGACAGACAUUAUGUGAAGUUGGUAUAUCAUAUGGAUCUCAAGCAUUACCUUGUGUUAAAUCAACGGCAUUCAGAACGAUCGGUAACAUAUAUUGGCUAUUUGCAAGCGAUAUAUUUCACCAUUCGAACGCGAGAAACGUAGAGAUGUUUAUUAAUCCUGAAGAAAAAAUUCGAAUUAUGGACAUUAUUGGUACCCUCCUUCGGGGUGUCAGAGGCGGCUGGCUUAACGUCUCGCACGCAGCAGUUGUUAUUUGUAAUUACGGAACCAUUGGGUGUGAUCUUGAUGAUGUGAUCAAAAAACUUCUACUAGAAUUUAAAGAGAGAAUAUCAUCAGGCGAUGAUGCCAAAUUAUUCGCAUCCGUUUGUAUGAAAACACUGAGAAAGUCUCAGUUUUUAUACGUGGAUGGGAAAGUUAGAACAAUGAAUGCAACUAUGUCGCUUGUUCGCAUAUGUGCUAAUACACUACAGUUGCGAGAUACUUCAGAUAAAUCAUCCCAUAAAGAUAUGGACCAUGUUGUAGAGCUACAUCGCUCUGGGAUUCAGCAUAUUUGUUCAUUGAUAAAUGCAUAUCAGAUUAUAAACGAUGCUGAGGGUAAAGAAUGCCUUGAAAAAUCUAUUCAGUUCUUUAGGAUUCUGUCUAGGUUAUUUGGCGGAAUAGCUUGUAAUGAUGCGCAAAAAAUUGAGUCUAUCCUUAAAGAAGAAUUCGAAAAGAAUAAAAUACAAGUAGUCGAAUCAGAGAAGUUAUGGGAACCUUAUUGUUUAUACAUACAAAAGAUAAAUAAUAUUUUGGCCAAAGGUGGCGCCAGAAAAGAACAACCGGUUAGCGAGUCAAGUAAAAAACGCACCGUAAAUAAUAAAAAGAGGCGACGAACGUCAGAUAGUCGACGUAAUACAAAGGAUUAUCAUGUUGAUUCAAAUUCCGAAAACCAAGAAAAUAACGAAGGGUUUGCAACUUUAACUGUCUGUAAGCCGAGGAGUAGUAAUAUUACACAGUCAUUUGGUGAUGAGGAUGUCAAUAAUUCUUAUGCUAACAGUGAGAGUUCGUCGCCUAGUUUGAAGAGGUCAACACCCAUUAAUGACAUUGAAAUAACGAAAUCACCUGCAAAAAAGAGAAAAUCUCAACCUAAGAAAAGAACAAUUGUAGAAAUGGAAGAGGCUAGUAAUGAAGAAAAGCCAGAAAACGAUGGAUCAGAUAGCGAUGGAAGUUAUCAAAGCUUAUCUGAUGUAAGAACAACAAGGAGAAGGUCGAGACGAUGA